UGGUCACCAUAGCAACAGGAAGCCAUACAAGAGCGAUCCGUUGCGCUCAGAACUUUCUUGCUUUUUUGCGCUGCAACAUUUUUUUUUCUUUUUCUUUUCUUUUACGUUUUAAGUUUUUAUUUUCCCAUCAGCCUCUUUCAGGCCCAACAUGCCGGUGUGCGUGGAGAACUACACCUGGACCCAAACAGAGUCCACGGUCAGGGUGCACGUGCCGUGUAAAAGCCGGAAGGUGCACAUCGUGUCAACGGACGAGUAUCUGAAGGCUCAUUUCCCUCCCUUUCUGUUCGAGGCCUUCCUGUUUGAAGCAGUUGAUGACAGCAAAAGCAAGGCAGAGAUUGGAAACGGAGCCGUCGUUUUCACUCUGCAGAAGAGAACCUCCAGAAUGUGGGAGCAUCUGAUGGUCCAAACCAAAGGCACAGAAGAAAUGAGGAAACUCAGAGAGAGAGCCUUGCAAGAAUUCCAGCAGAAGGUUUGUGAAGAGAGCAGACAGAAGGCAGAAAAACGGCGGGAAUACAAGGAGUUCGCUCUUCAGACAAUGAUGGGGCUCGAAUGGACGGAAAGAGACACCAUCCAGAAGAAUAAGGACGCAGAGCGAGAGAAAACCACCGCUGAGCUGGAGGCGUGGCAGCAGAGGCAGAAGGCUCUAGAAAAAGAGGAAAUCCUAAAUGGGCUCCAAAGGAGACCAGAGGUUCCACGAAAAAAACUUCCUUGUCCCCUUGGACGCAAGCCCGUCGUUAACCCCAACACUGAGGAGACGAAAGUAAUCAAGGAGCUGCCUCAGAGACCCCCAGGCAACAUUCGCUUCACUUUCACUCCUCGAGCUUUCCCAACGGCGCUGAGAGAGUCCCAAAUGGCCGAGGAAGAGGAGUAUCUCAGGCAGCAGGCCGAGGCCAGAGGAGCGGCGGAUGCAGACAUUCAAGAGCUGACGGACCUGACGGCGGAGGAGAGGAACCCCGACUGGCUGAAGGACAAAGGAGACAAGUGCUUUAAAGUGGGGGACUACAUGGGGGCGCUGAACGCCUACAGUCUAGCCAUCAAGAUCAACAAGAAGAUCCCAGCUCUGUUUUCAAACAGGGCAGCGUGUCACCUGAAGCUAAACCAUCUCCCCAAGGCCGUGAAGGACGCCUCUCAGGCGCUUGUGCUGCUGACUCUUACAGACGCUGAAAACACCACCGCCAGACUCCGACCCACGGUUCGGAGAGGAACCGCCUUCUGCCUGCUGCAGCGCUAUGAACGAGGGUUACAGGACUAUGAGGCUGCCCUGGAGAUUGACCCCCACAACCAGGCCCUGCAGGCAGAUACGCAGAGCAUCAGAGACAUCAUCCAGAACUCUUCUUCCAAACAGUUGCAGUGACUGAUCCUGUAAAGCUGUAAAAGUUACUGAGUUGUUGAAUCGUUUGUGGUCGUCAUUUAAGUAAAAACAUUG
This is a messenger RNA of Oryzias melastigma (Indian medaka), 1426 nucleotides long. It is a transcript of the gene dnaaf4, whose product is annotated as dynein axonemal assembly factor 4. Gene Ontology annotation, molecular function: nuclear estrogen receptor binding. The coding region runs from base 149 to 1354 and encodes 401 amino acids. Lineage: Eukaryota; Metazoa; Chordata; Actinopteri; Beloniformes; Adrianichthyidae. Gene Ontology annotation, biological process: inner dynein arm assembly; cilium movement; outer dynein arm assembly. The transcript is spliced from 9 exons. The record is from RefSeq and is a predicted model, not a curated record.